Ophidiomyces ophidiicola is the source of this 3339-nucleotide messenger RNA. RefSeq lists its product as uncharacterized. Gene Ontology annotation, cellular component: membrane. Gene Ontology annotation, molecular function: P-type sodium:potassium-exchanging transporter activity; ATP binding; ATP hydrolysis activity. The transcript has a single exon. The record is from RefSeq and is a predicted model, not a curated record. Bases 1 to 3339 code for a protein of 1112 amino acids. NCBI's taxonomy places the organism in Eukaryota, Fungi, Ascomycota, Eurotiomycetes, Onygenales, Onygenaceae. Gene Ontology annotation, biological process: intracellular potassium ion homeostasis; potassium ion import across plasma membrane; sodium ion export across plasma membrane.
AUGUCUCCUCAGCAGAGUACGUCCCCAAAAGAAGGCGACCCAGAAAAGGGAGACACGCCGGACCUAGAGGACGGGCGGACAGGUCGUUCCAAACACAUUACUUUUGAGCCCCCGACGGAUGCCGAUGGCCCUUCCAACCGUCGUGGCUCUGGUGAGUCUAUUAGACGACGUCGAUCCCGCUCUAGAAGCCGCCACUCCUUUAGCAGCUCUCGUGGAAAUGGCAACAAUAAUGUGACGGGCAUCCCCAUUGAAUUUCGAACGCUGUCGAUUCAGAUCACUGAGUCUCGCAAUAUCACGACUGAGGCCCUGAAGGAAGGACUAAGCUCUGGUCGUGCUAGUGUUCACAACGACAAAGAAUACUUCGAGAACAUCGACUUCCAUCUCCUUUCACGAGAUCGACUCUGCCAGCAAUUCAACGUCUCUUCUGACCAGGGCCUCAGCGACCAUGCCGCCAAAUCUCGCCUCCAGCGUGAUGGAAAGAACACAAUCCCUCGACGUCGUCCAAACUUUCUCAGAAAGAUUCUUGGUUACAUUUUUGGCGGUUUUUGUUCUGUGCUUUGGGUUGGUGUGAUCAUUUUCUUCAUCUGCUGGCAACCCCUGAGCAACCCACCGUCACCGCCCAACCUGGGAAUGGCGAUCCUUGUCCUUAUCGUCAUCUUCCUACAAGCAGGCUUUUCGGCUUUCCAAGAUUGGUCUACGAGCAGGGUAAUGAAUUCAAUCCUCGAUCUCCUGCCCUCCGAAGCUCAAGUUCUACGCGAUGGACAACUUAUCAGAAUUCCCGCUACCGAGCUUGUUGCUGGAGAUGUGGUUCAUAUAUCAAUUGGGAACAAGGUCCCUGCGGAUAUGCGACUUCUCUCCAGUUCGGGUGAUGUCCGGUUUGACCGAUCCGUUUUAACAGGUGAGUCGGACGAGAUCGAAGGAGCUGUUGAUGCAACAGACAAUAACUUCCUGGAGACGCGUAACGUCGCUUUCAUGGGCACUGGUGUCACAAAUGGAAGCGCUGUCGGUGUUGUCAUCCUAACUGGAGGUCGCUCAGUCAUGGGUCGGAUUGCCAACGUCACCGGGAAUGUUAAAGAGAGGCCAACUUUGAUUCAGAAGGAAAUCAGUCGAUUCGUCCGCAUUAUAGUUUGUUUGACUUGUGUCCUGGCUGCCCUGCUGUUAUUCAGCUGGGUAGGAUGGCUGAGAGUAAAACGACCGGAAUUCAUGAACGUCGUUGCAAUGCUGAACAAUGUCCUGGGUUGUGUUGUCGCCUUCAUUCCGGAAGGUAUGCCCGUUGGCGUCGCGCUCACGAUGAUGAUGAUUGCAUAUCGCAUGAAAUCUGCCAACAUCUUGCCCAAGGGUCUUUCUACCGUUGAGACAUUAGGAUGCGUCAAUGUCCUUUGCUCGGAUAAGACUGGUACUCUGACCCAGAAUAAAAUGGUAGUCAGAUCCCUUGCAUUCCUGGACAAAGAAUACAGUAUCGAUGAGCUGCACGACGCUGUACAGAAUGAAACCUCUGGCGGAGCCGUCACCGAGCUCCACAGAGGUUCGAUUCUUUGCAAUGAUGCCUUUUUUGACCCCACGACUAUCAACAAGCCUCUCGAUGACCGCAUUGUUAAUGGAAAUGCAACCGAUUGUGCUGUGUUGCGCUUUGCAGAAGCAGCAUCUCCCUCAAAACGAAUAAUCGACGGAAGUGACAGAGUCUUUCAGAUCCCAUUUAACUCCCAGAACAAGUGGAUGCUUACGCUGCACAAGACUAGGCUACCAAGUGGCGAACAGUCAAAAGAUACGGUGUCUGGAUUUGAGGUCUUUAUCAAAGGAGCACCCGAUGUCCUUGUAUCAAAGUGCACAUCGUACUGGUCAGCGACUCGGGACGAAAUUCUGCCCUUGGACGAAUCAGCAAAAGCAGAGCUAUCUGCUUUUCAGGAGAAAUUCUCAAGGAGAGCGGAGCGCGUGAUCCUCUUAUGCCAAAGACGCUAUACACCACAAGCCGCCAUCGGAUCAAAUUACUUUGGCGAUGAAAUCAAGGCUAACUGCGUGAAAGACCUGACAAUUGUAGGCAUGUACGGUAUUAUCGACCCGGCCCGCCCAGAAGCUGUGAAGACUGUUGCGUCGUGCCGCCGAGCGGGAAUUAGAUUCUUCAUGGUUACUGGUGAUUUUGGCUUGACAGCCACUGCAAUUGCUCGAGAUAUUGGUAUCUUCACUGGUAUUGCCGAGCCUGACAGAGCUCGGGACUUCAACCACGCGGAAAAAGAUGAGACCCAACCUCCCCCAACAUCGUCUUCUAAAAGCCUUCUAGUCGAAGGACCAGAGAUAUCGGCCCUUACACAGGCUGAUUGGGAUACAAUUUGCCAUUAUGAGGAAAUUGUGUUUGCGCGAACAACACCAGAGCAGAAACUCCGGAUUGUUGAGGAAUUCAGAGCUCGUGAUAACGUUGUUGCGGUGACUGGAGAUGGCGUAAACGAUGCUCCCGCGCUCCGAGCCGCAGAUGUUGGGGUUGCUGUCGUCUCUGGAAGUGACGUCGCUAUCGAAGCUGCUGAUCUGGUCCUCAUGGACAAAUUCGAUUCGAUUAUUGAAGCUGUCCGCUUGGGUCGUCUUGUGUUUCAAAACCUUCAGAAACUUAUCAGCUAUCUCCUUCCAGCAGGAAGUUGGUCAGAGAUUUGGCCAGUGCUGCUAAACCAAUUCAUUGGUGUGCCACUCCCUCUGAGUUCCUUCCUGAUGAUCAUCAUUUGCGUGUUCACGGAUCUCUUCCUCUCCCUUUCUUUGGUUAUGGAAAAGGAAGAGUUCGAUCUUCUCAGUCUUCCACCCCGCAAUCAUAAAAAGGAUCACCUUAUUAACUUAAAAAUAUACACCCAAUCAUACCUCUUCAUUGGCGUGAUGGAAACUGUCUGUGCCCAUUCUAUGUUCUUCCUAUACAUGUAUCGCAAGGCUGGCAUUCCCUUCCACUCUCUGGUGUUCGCAUAUGAGAACUAUAGGGAGGGAUUCUAUGGCUACACGACAGAGGAACUCGUACAUUUCAACAAUGUUGGGCAAUGCGUCUACUUUGUUACCCUGGUGGUGCUUCAGUGGGGAAACAUUUUGUCCAUUCGAAACAAGCGCCUUUCGAUCCUGGAAGCCGACCCAAUACGAGAAAAGCGCCGCAACCCAUGGCUUGCAGGUGCCAUUUUAGUUUCUCUCGUGAUCGCCAUCUUCGUCACUCAAGUUCCAGCUAUUAACCACCUCUUCAACACGGCUCCUGUUCCAAUUGAAUACUGGCUCUUGCCGAUUCCGCUUGCAUUUGGUAUCCUGCUCAUGGAUGAGCUGAGGAAAUUGCUUGUUCGGCUGUUUCCAAAGGGCCCGAUUGCUAAAAUUGCGUGGUAA